Prorocentrum cordatum is the source of this 3540-nucleotide messenger RNA. Lineage: Eukaryota; Dinophyceae; Prorocentrales; Prorocentraceae. The record is from the annotation of a GenBank genome assembly.
AUGGUCAAGACAGACCAGACGGCGAUUGACAGAGGCUACGCAGAAGGAGUCUACGCCCUCCGCGACACCGAGUACAUCCACUUGAACCACCAUAUAGUCAUGCCGCUGAGCUGUGGGAUGGUCGGCUACAAGGCUCUGGUUGGCCCUGCACCCGGCCCAGAGGGAGGGAUUCCGGAGUGGCGGAUAGAACUGGCGAUCGGCGAAGCGACGAUGCAGAGGGCGCUUCGUUCCGCACGCGAGCGGGCCACGGAUAUCAUGACCCCUCUUUUGCAGGCCGGGCUGCCCGGAGGGCGCCCGCCACUGCGAAGCAUGAAGAUGGACGCGUCGACGCCCGGGGCUUCGGACCUUGACUGGCCGAACUUCCGAGCUCAGAAGAAGGAGGGGGGGAACGACAGAAAACCUGCAAAACUUGCUGCGGACCAUGUCCCAGUCAGCGUCGAACCCGAAGGACCGAAGAGGUCAAGGAGCGUCAUCCGCCGCGGUGGUCAUGAGCUCAUGCUCGCCGAAGCGGCCAGGAAUUGGCGCGAAUGCCAAUCGGGUGGGAGACGCUCUGGCUGGGGCAACAUCGGGCAUGGCGGCUUCGAUCGCUCGUUCGCGGCUAGCUGUCGGGCAUGCUUCGAGUUCCCCGACGGGAUGCUCAGCGAUCAACGGCCUGACCCCAGAGACGGGGCGCCCGAGUUCCAGCCGCCGCGGCUGCCGCAGGAGGCCUUCAUCUCCAUGCGCCGCAAGUGCGCGCGGGCCUCGCCCGCGGCGGCUCUGGUACGUUCCGAGUUGGAUGGCAAUUUCCCGACAUUUCUUCAGCAGAAUGGGGUGUCACUGGCUUUCAAUGGCACUGCCAAUCCGACUUUUCUCGACCUCGACCUUUCCAUCCUGAAGGGGGCGUACUUUGCCGCUCUGAGCCCGAGGCAUGUCGAGGCUCACCCGCGCUGGAUGCUGCCAUCGGAUCAGAUUUUCACGGACCGAUUAGCUCGCGUGACAUGUUUGUUCUAUGACUGGCGCCUCGCUAUGCUGCAGGUCGCCCCCAUCCUGCAUGCGGGGUGGAUUGGCUUCCUGGGGCCGGGUCGACAGAUCCUGAACAACGUCUCUGAGGACAGGUUGGACGUCGUCCUGUGGCAGGGCGUCAAGGAGCCCCCCACCUGGGAAGAUAACAUAUGCCUCGUCUGUCUGGGGCACAAGGCCCGCUUCGGCACGACGGCCCGCGGCGUGUGCCACGAAGAGAUUUUCUACGAGGCGCCCCGGUGGCAGCCCAAUCGUCUCCGGCCUGCAGUUGAUUGGCGACAUGUCGGGAUGCAUAAGGAGUGGCCCCGGCAAUCUGCCGCCGCGCUCCAUGAACUGAGCGGCAGGAGAAGCCGCCAGAAAAGGGCCAGAGCGACUCAAAUGCAGAAUUCUGAUAGAACACAGGGUCGCUGGCAAGAGAACUGGAGUAAAGACACUCCAAAAACAGCGUUGAAGGGCUGGUACUCCGCAAUGGCGGGGAAGACGGCCACGUCGUCGGAGGAAAGGUCCGCGUUCGCCUGGGACCCGUCGUCACCGACGGACAUGCGCCUUGCCCAUGGCAACAGGGUGCGCGAGGGAAAAGGACACACAUUGGCGCGCAGAUGGCUACACUAUCAGGAGUGCCGCCGCCAGCAGCCCACCGGCAAUAAUGCCGCUUGCCCGUCAUGGAAAUGGUUGGCAUACCUGCCUCGCCACGUCGACUUGACCGACAAGGGAGCGGACAUGGGCAUCCUCAACAUUUCGGCUGGGGGCACCACGGACCCUGACGCCCGUGAGAAGUUCGUGCCCAGCAUGGGAUGGGGCGCCUGGUGCACCGACAACCGAGAACUCGCAACGUACUUUGCUGCCGCCGAAGAGCCUGAGGAGCAUCAUCCCGCUGGAGACGUCUCUACCUGUGCGGCGAGGAUCCGCGAGUUGUGGUUCGACCCGCCGGACUUCUGCGUCUAUGACCCUGACUCCCCUUCGCAGAAGGCGAGGUGGAUGCCGGAGCAGGUCUACAGACUGGCCAUUAAGCUCACCAAGGACAUCGCGUGGACCGAACUUGACCCGGAGACCGCGGAUGAGGACGCCAUGUGGACUCAUCUUGCGGAGGUCGGCCAGUGCCGAGCUAGCUUGGUGAAUGAAGUCCACCUCCUCAAAGCUCAUCGUGACAUGCUGGACCUGGUCUACCGCGACAUGCGCCUGAAUCGGGCAGAUGCGCCGCCUAUCUCGACCGACGCCCGCGAGAUCGAGGCGCGCAAGCAGUGCCUGCAGCAAUCGGGGGCCAGAGCGCUCAGGCGCGGAUUGCGCAGGACGCCAGACACCUUCCAGCGCGCCGCGGUCCGGAGGUGGCCGCUGCACGUUCACGAGGCAGCUGUUCAUGCCCUCGCCCAUUUGGGGGCAGCACGGAGCGACGCCGCGGAGACGGACAGGGGCAAGCGUGCCCGCGCAGAGGCGGGCGACCGCGCAGCGCCCCCGCCUUCGGCGAAGGCGCGGUCAUGCCGCUACACGGACGUGCGCGAGCCGGUCCGUAGCGGCGCAGCUCCUUCCAGAUCCCAGCGCAGCCAGCCCGGCUCCAGCCCGCGCCCCUGGCACGAUCGGAGGCGCAGCCAGCCCCCCGACGCUGGCGCCUGGAGCGCGUGGAGGGGCUCCUCCCGCCGGGCCGGGAGCAAGGGGGCGGGCAAGGGAGACCGCGGCAAGGGCGGUCGCGAUAGCUGGGGAGACCGCCGCGGCGACGGCUGGGACUGGCCCUGGCGUCGCAGCGACGGCUGGGGCCGGUGGAAGCACCAUGGGCCCAUGGCGCUAUGGUGGCUGAACCGGUUCAGGGCGCUCUGGGGGUCCUUCGUGGUCCCGGCUCGACCUGGCUCCGCAUCUGGCGGGGCAUCCGGCCGGCUUGCCGUGGUGCUCGACGUGGACGAGUGCUUGGUACACAGCACGGACUGGGCGGACGCCGGCGGCGCGGCGGACGGCUUCCGCCAGGCCGAGGCGGUUCGCCCGGACCGGGCAGACGCCGGUGGGGUGGACAGCUUCCGCCUUUCGGUGGCCAGCGGCUCCGACCACUGCACAGUGCUCAAACGCGCGGGCCUGGACGAGUUUCUGCGGGAGUGUGCCGAGCUGUUCGACGUGUUCACAUUCACCGCCGGGACUCGGCCGUACGCUGAGCCGCUGCUGGACAGGCUGGACCCAGAGCACAGCCUGAUCAAGGGCCGCUUCUACAGGACUGACUGCCGGGAGGUGCGCGUUCCUGGGCGCGGCUACCAGUACUUGAAGGACCUCGCCGCCGUCACUGGCGACAUGCGGCGGGUGGUGCUGGACAACAACCCCAUGUCCUUCCUCUGCCAGCCGCAAAACGGGAUCCCGAUCGCGGACUUCGUCGGAGGCGGGCCCGACGGCGAGCUGGCCCGGGUGCUGGCGCUGCUGCGGCGCCUGGACGCGGAGGACGACGUGCGGCCGGUGCUCGACGGCAUGUUCGCCCUCGAGGGCAAGCUGGCCUCGCUGCGCCGGGAGUUCCUCGGGGCGCCCGCCCCUGUCGGCGGCGCGGGGUCGGCGGGCUUCGUCGACUGA